This is a messenger RNA of Didymodactylos carnosus, 360 nucleotides long. The record is from the annotation of a GenBank genome assembly. Lineage: Eukaryota; Metazoa; Rotifera; Eurotatoria; Philodinida; Philodinidae.
AUGGCAUUGAGUUUGCAGAAUUUGUUAUUAUCAAGUUUAACACCGUUAACGACAUCAGAACUCCAAUCGUUUUGCGAAUUACUACCCUUCACUGGUGAGGUUGGUCAAAAUGUAGUCCAUUGGCUUAUGGCUUUCAAUGAAGCCUGCUCAACAGCUGGCAUUGACGACGAUCAACGUCGAUUAUGGCUUCGGUUCAAAUUACUUGGUGGACCAAAAUCAUGGUAUCGUCUAGAGCAGAAAACAUUACUGAGUUACAACUGGAAAAAAGUACAAAUGGCCCUCAUCGAGGCCCUUCGAAAAGACCUAUUGGUAAUUGCGCAAGAACAUCGUCAAGGUAAUUACGCAAGGAUGUGGUCAUGA